This is a messenger RNA of Oryza brachyantha (malo sina), 941 nucleotides long. Its product is annotated as ribosomal RNA-processing protein 8-like. Gene Ontology annotation, cellular component: nucleolus. The record is from RefSeq and is a predicted model, not a curated record. Gene Ontology annotation, molecular function: methyltransferase activity. NCBI's taxonomy places the organism in Eukaryota, Viridiplantae, Streptophyta, Magnoliopsida, Poales, Poaceae.
AUGGACCCUCCGCCGAGGGAGGCGGCAGCGGCUGGCGGCCGCAAGCUGCGCCGGAGAGGAGGCGGACGGAACCGCCGGAAGCCACAGGCCUCGUCGUCUCCGCAGGGGUCAGCUCCUCCGCCCGCCCCACCGGCGAAGCGGAAGCGCGGGUCCGACGCUACGCCCGGGGGCGGGGGACGAGGCUGCAAGCCGACGAAGAAGCCCACGUGCCUCCUCGACAAGAUGCGUGCAAGGUUAUCUGGUGGUCAUUUCAGAAUGUUAAAUGAGAAACUGUACACUUGCAGCGGUAAAGAUGCUUUUGACUACUUCACAAAUGAGCCUGACCUUUUUGAUGUGUAUCAUGGAGGAUAUCAAGAGCAAAUGUCACUUUGGCCAGAGCAACCAGUAAAUGUUAUAAUUAAUUGGUUGAAUAGUAAUAGUGCGGCUUGGACAGUUGCAGAUUUUGGCUGUGGGAACGCAACAGUUUCUAAAAAUGUGAAGAAUAGUUUCUCCAUCGAUCUUGUUUCAGAUGACCCUUCAGUGAUUGCCUGUGAUAUGGCUCAUACACCAUUGGAGUCAUCCUCUGUAGAUGUGGCAAUAUUUUGUCUUUCUUUGAUGGGUACAAACUAUCCAAGGUACAUAGAGGAAGCAAACAGAGUUCUGAAGCCAAGUGGUUGGCUUCUUAUUGCUGAAGUGAGGAGUAGGCUAGACCCAAACACUGGAGGUGCUGAUCCUGAUAAAUUUUGUGAAGCCAUCAGCAAGCUUGGGUUCUCCCUUGUUUCAAAGGAUGCGAAAAAUAAAAUGUUCAUUCUGUUCUAUUUACAGAAAAAGGAAAAGAAUAAGGUGGCCAAAACCAUCGAUUGGCCUCAGUUGAAACCUUGCUUGUACAAACGGCGAUGAUGUCUUCCACUGAUAACUAACAUUAGACCUAGUGCAGAUAGUUUGCACGAGGAGCUGUCAGA